Crotalus tigris (Tiger rattlesnake) is the source of this 1889-nucleotide messenger RNA. RefSeq names its product NACHT, LRR and PYD domains-containing protein 12-like. Gene Ontology annotation, cellular component: cytoplasm. NCBI's taxonomy places the organism in Eukaryota, Metazoa, Chordata, Lepidosauria, Squamata, Viperidae. The record is from RefSeq and is a predicted model, not a curated record. Bases 414 to 1889 code for a protein of 491 amino acids. The transcript is spliced from 3 exons.
GAUUAUUUGCACCUGACAUAAUGAAGCACGCCAUUGAGAUAGAGACAGAGACAUAGCUGUUUGUUUCAAGCAAGAACACCAACUAGGUAAAAGAGAUUCAUUGUAGAAAAUGUAUGGACCUAAAGGAACAAGAUGUGUUAAAAGUUUGACCAACUAAGAUCAGAUAAGAUCCACUAGAAGCAUUGUAGAAUGCUUAUCCAGGACAAGGCAAAAACUAUAAAAAUAAACCUAAAGAAAAGGAUGAAUUCUGUGAGACUCUUGAGGCUUUACUAGCUACCCAAGAAGGCCAGGUCUUGGCACUGUCCGUUCUGCAGGUGGAAAGGGUGGCCCAGCAGAGAAAACCUGUCACUCCUUGGAGGUCAACAGAGAAGGAGAGGCCAAUUCCAACAUGAUUUUCUCCUGUCCCAGCAGAUAUGCAAAAGAACAACAGCUCAACUUUCCGGAGGGGCUUGAACCGGCAACUCAAAGCUGCCCUGCAAAACCACCAUCGCUUGUUGCUGACCCAAAGUGAGAAGCUGUGCACCGAUAUGGAAGACACUGAGCCAUGCAAAUGUCCUGAAGUCUACUACCCCAACCUCCUACUACUCAACAGGCCCUAUUCCAGCCCCACCAGCCAUGAUUACUUGCAGUUGGCCUCUCAUCAGACAUGGCUUCGUUCCUACCACGCCUCAUCCCAUCUGGACCUGUGUCAUCUUUUCUCUCCUUUCCCCCAGGACAGCUCCUCACCUAACCGGGUGAUGCUGAGUGGCCUUGCUGGUAUCGGCAAGACUGUCCUUGUCCAGAAGGUCCUCCAUUAUUGGGCACUAGGCAGAGCCUUCCAAGGCUUUCUUUGCGUCCUGGAUUUUUCCUUCCAGGAGCUUAGUCUCAUCACCACAAGCCAGAGUUUGGAAGAGUUAAUUUGCAUUAAGUUCACACAUCUGAGCAGAGUUCUUCCUGCAUUGCUGGAGCGACCGACGGAGCUGCUCCUGAUUUUGGAUGGACUGGGUGAGUUCAGGCAUCCCCUGGACAGCAAACAUCCUUGCCUCUGGCCAGAUGAGUCAGGCCACGUGAAAGAUCUGGUGUACGGUCUCCUCUAUGGCACCUUGCUUCCUGAGUCCACUAUUUUGGUCACAUCCAGGUCUUCUGUUCCUCUCCCACCAGAACUUUUUAACCGUCAUGUUUUUAUCCUUGGUUUACAAGAGGCACAGGUGAAGGACUAUAUCUCCCAGUCCUUCCAGAGCUCCAGUCAUGGCAUGGAAGUGAUGAAUUACCUUUCAACUCACCAUGCCUUAGCUAACUUUACCUUCAUUCCUCUUUACUGCUUUAUUCUCUGUACAGCUCUGGGCCAGUACUUUCCAGAUGAGGGGGCGAUCCGAGCCUCCCCACCCUGCACCGUCACUGAACUCUAUCUGCUUUAUGUGUGCACCAUCUUGAAGUUUCACAAGCCUCCUUCUCAACCAGAGGAAGCAAUGCAAUGGGAUCUGAGGAGGGGCAAAGAUGUGCUGCUGCAGCUUGGCCAGUUGGCCUAUGCUGGCCUGCUAAGGGGACAGACCGUGUUCUAUGCAGAUGAACUACAGGAGUUUGGUUUUGGUCUACAAAACCUGCCACCUGUUUAUCUGAAUCAGAUCUUCUUCAAGGAGACCAAUGGAAUCUACAGUUUCUUCCACUUGACCAUACAGGAAUUUUUGGCUGCAUUAUACUCUGUGGUUAACUUGGGCUUUAACGCUGGCGAAUUAACUGAUUGCCUGGAUCUCUGGUGGAAUGGAAAAACUCCAGAAACUCAAGACUCAGAGGAAUCUGCUGGUGGAUUUUACAGUUCUAUUUAUUUAUUUAUUAUUUUAUUUAUUAUAGUAUUUAUAUGCCGCCCAAUCCCAAAGGACUCUUUCACUUCUGGUCUUUCGUUAUUUUGA